UGGCAUAAGCUUAUUACAAAAUACUCUAAAACAGCUGGUUAUCUUAACUCUAGCUUUAUAUUAGCAAAGAAAGAUGUUGGUAUAAAACUGAAAAAAAUACAAGAUUCAGACUUAGAUAAACAACCUUAUAUAAAUGCUCAUUCUAGACAACUAAAUAAAAAUUAUUUAUCUUGUUCAAAGUUUCUUUCUAUGUAUCAGAUUAUUAAACUACAUAAAGAUGAUGCAGUACAUACUGCAGUUGAAACAAGUGAUGAUGAUAGAGAGAACUUUGAUUCUAAUAAGGUUGAAAAUCUAAUUAAAAGACAUCAGAAAAGGUGGCCUUCAACCAACAGAAAAGCUGUACAAAAUAAUUAUGAGAAAUAUGAAGCUAUCAGAUAUUAUGCUUCAACUUGUA
Molecule: messenger RNA, 394 nt
Organism: Scutellospora calospora
Lineage: Eukaryota; Fungi; Glomeromycota; Glomeromycetes; Diversisporales; Gigasporaceae
Source: the annotation of a GenBank genome assembly